AUGACAUCUCCUGAAUACUCUACUGGGAUUGAAUCCCCCGCUACUGCAGUUUCUGGACUCACAACUCCACAUUUGAAGAGUGGAGAAUUUCCGGAAAGUUCCAAUUCUUCUCUGUCAGAUGUGUCUCAACUGGAUAAGUUGACGGAUGCACAAUCCAAGCCUACAAACUCAAAUACACAAGCUGGCAAUGCUGCGCCUUCUGUAUUUGAAAUUUCUCUGGAAUUAGACCAGAAAUUGAAGGAUAUGGCCAAAGUAGUAGAGCUGCUGGAUAAGGAGAUUAAUAGUCGUUUAGAUACACUUUUAUCCAAGGUGAAGGCACUCGAAGAUCAAUGUCGUACAUAA
This is a messenger RNA of [Candida] anglica, 342 nucleotides long. The record is from the annotation of a GenBank genome assembly. NCBI's taxonomy places the organism in Eukaryota, Fungi, Ascomycota, Pichiomycetes, Serinales, Debaryomycetaceae.